Messenger RNA from Drosophila miranda, 693 nucleotides. RefSeq names its product eukaryotic translation initiation factor eIF1-like. Gene Ontology annotation, cellular component: eukaryotic 43S preinitiation complex. The transcript is spliced from 3 exons. The coding region runs from base 160 to 492 and encodes 110 amino acids. The record is from RefSeq and is a predicted model, not a curated record. NCBI's taxonomy places the organism in Eukaryota, Metazoa, Arthropoda, Insecta, Diptera, Drosophilidae. Gene Ontology annotation, biological process: translational initiation. Gene Ontology annotation, molecular function: translation initiation factor activity; RNA binding; ribosomal small subunit binding.
CAUGAAAUAGAAGAUUUCCCAAUUCAUUUCAUUGUGCCGCUCUAGCCGUAUACAUCGUGUCGUCUUUUUGUUCCUAACAAAAAAUAUUACUUCUUUUAAUUUCUGGGAAAGGGUUCGAUUAUUGUAUCGUGUAUUUUUCACGCGCGACUAUUAACGGAAAUGUCGAUCCAAAACCUAAACACUCGCGAUCCCCUUGCGGAUGCCUCAAAGAACAACGACGACGAUGUCCAGGAUGGACUCAUCCACAUCCGCAUCCAGCAGCGCAAUGGUCGCAAAACUUUGACCACUGUCCAGGGUCUGUCGCAGGAGUACGACCUCAAGAAAAUCGUGCGGAGCUGCAAGAAGGAGUUUGCCUGCAACGGCACUGUCCUCGAGCACCAGGAGUACGGGGAGGUGAUACAGCUCCAAGGCGAUCAACGGGAGAACAUUUGCCAGUGGCUGACUAAGAUCGGAUUGGCCAAGGUCAAUCAACUGAAGGUCCAUGGAUUUUAAGGGCGGAGCGGAUGGGAUGGGAUAAUUGCAAGUUUUAGUCUGCAACAGUUCAACAAUCAGUCUGCCAUCUAAAUGAGAUUCUACAAUCAAGAACUCUACAAAAGUACACCAAUCUACAAUCUACACCUUCAAUCAAUCUACAAGAGUUCUUAAGUUUACAAUAUCUACAAUAAAUAUGCAAAAGCUAAAUAUGCUACAAUC